Molecule: messenger RNA, 1776 nt
Organism: Dryobates pubescens (Downy woodpecker)
Lineage: Eukaryota; Metazoa; Chordata; Aves; Piciformes; Picidae
Product: sodium-dependent serotonin transporter
Exons: 13
Coding region: 1-1776 (591 amino acids)
Biological process (GO): sodium ion transmembrane transport; serotonin uptake
Cellular component (GO): membrane; neuron projection
Molecular function (GO): serotonin binding; serotonin:sodium:chloride symporter activity
Source: RefSeq, a predicted model, not a curated record
AUGGCAGAGCAGCCCUGCCCGCUGCCUGCUUCCUGUCCCCCCCAAGGGGGCACAGCCCCUCGCCCGGCUCCCACGGGCGGCCCCACACUCCUGGCACCCCGAAGCCACGCCAGGGACAAGUGGAGCAAGAAACUGGACUUCCUGCUGUCGGUGGUUGGAUUUGCUGUGGAUCUGGGCAACGUCUGGCGGUUCCCCUACGUCUGCUACCAAAACGGAGGGGGAGCCUUUCUCAUUCCCUACACGCUGAUGGCCGUUUUUGGAGGGGUUCCCCUCUUCUACAUGGAGCUGGCACUGGGGCAGUUCCACAGGACGGGUGCCAUCCCCAUCUGGAGGCGCGUCUGCCCCAUCUUUAAAGGCACUGGCUUUGCCAUUUGCAUCAUUGGCUUGUACGUCUCCUUCUACUACAACACCAUCAUCGCCUGGGCUCUCUACUACUUCUACUCCUCCUUCUCGGGCACCCUGCCCUGGGCCAGCUGUGACAACCCCUGGAACACCCCCAACUGCACCAAUUACUUUGGGAAGAGUAAUGUGACCUGGACCAACUUCUCCAGGUCCCCUGCAGAGGAGUUCUACACGAGGAAGGUCUUGGAGAUCCAGAAGUCAGGGGGGCUCUACGAUGUGGGGGGGAUCCGCUGGCAGCUCCUCCUCUGUCUCUUCCUUAUCUUCACCAUUGUCUACUUCAGCCUGUGGAAAGGGGUGAAAACAUCAGGAAAGGUGGUGUGGGUGACAGCCACGUUGCCCUAUGUUGUCCUCUUCAUCCUGCUGGUCCGAGGGGCCACCCUACCCGGCGCCUGGAGGGGGGUCCUCUUCUACCUGCGCCCAGACUGGGGCAAGCUCCUGAGCACCGCGGUUUGGGUCGAUGCUGCCGCACAGAUCUUCUUCUCCUUGGGCCCUGGAUUCGGUGUCCUCCUCGCUCUGGCCAGCUACAAUCACUUCCACAACAACUGCUACCGGGACGCUCUGGUCACCAGCGCUGUGAACUGCCUGACCAGCUUCCUCUCGGGCUUCGUCAUCUUCACCGUGCUGGGCUACAUGGCCGAGAUGAGGGACGUGGAGGUGGAGGAUGUCGCCAGAGAUAAAGGGCCAAGCCUCCUGUUCAUCACCUACCCCGAAGCGAUCGCCAACAUGGUGGGAUCCACCUUCUUCGCCAUCAUCUUCUUCCUGAUGAUGAUCACCCUGGGGCUGGACAGCACGUUUGGGGGUCUGGAGGCAGUGAUCACAGCUGUGAUGGAUGAGUACCCCCAGGUCCUGGCUGGGCGAAGGGAGCUCUUCGUCCUUGGCCUCAUCACAGUCUGCUUCCUGGGCUCCCUGAGCACCCUCACCUACGGGGGAGCUUACGUGGUGAAGCUGCUGGAGGAGUUUGGGGCUGGCUGCUCAAUCCUGGCAGUGGUGCUACUGGAGACAAUAGCUGUCUCCUGGUUUUAUGGGAUACAGAGGUUCUCCCAUGAUGUGAAAGCCAUGCUGGGCUUCACCCCAGGGAUGUUCUGGAAGGUGUGCUGGGUGGCCAUCAGCCCUGCCUUGCUAGCGUUCAUAGUCAUCAGCUCCCUCCUGGACCAGCCACCUCUGACCCUCUUUGACUACCAGUACCCUGAGUGGAGCAUCUCAGUGGGGUACCUCAUAGGAGCAUCCUCUUUCAUCUGCAUCCCCUUCUACAUGGUGUACAAGCUCGUCUGGACACCAGGCUCCCUCAAGCAGCGCCUUGCUGUCUGCAUCCGGCCGGAGAAAACCGCACAAGAGCCCCAGGCGGAGGUGGUGUCCCUGUCACCUGUCCCAUAG